AUGGCCCAUCCAGUCAUGGGCACUAGCCUGAGAAUGGCUGCAGCUCUCGGGCUCUAUAAAGACCUUACUGUCUCGCAGGAGACUUUGUCCACCAGUCCAAAUUUUGAGCUCCAUCGGAGAGUUUGGUGGUCCAUAUUUUGUUUGGAUACGUGGGCUUGUAUGCCUCUGGGGCGCCCUCCCUUUGGCCGAAUGGGACAGGCAGCCACGGUACAGUUACCGAGGGGUGGCCUCAGUAAUGAAAUGCCCGAUAUAAUCCUGCCCUUUGUGGAGAGCAUCGGCUUUUGCAAAGUUGCGACAAAGAUCCAGGAAUCUCUUGCAAUUUCACCGUUAAUUCCUCAUGCGAAAUUGAAAUUCCUUAACAUGCUGUUGCUUCAAUGGUACGACGGAAUACACCCUAUGUUUAAGGGCAGUGAUCCAUCAAACUACGCAGUCACUGUCACAAGACCUAUCAUACGUUGGCGAUUCCAGAUCCAAUGGAUGCCAUUGCAUCGACCAGUUCUGCUGAAUUACGCCCUGAGCAACAUUCUCUAUGAGGAGUUAACUCCAGAGGAUAGUGACGCCAUCAAGAUCUGCAGGGCAAUGGCCGAUGAACUUAUCAAGGAUGUUUCCAAAUUCUCAUUCAUGAACAGCGUCGUUUGCGCCAAUGGCGCCUGGUAUGGUUUUCAGGCCGCAAUGACACCUGUUCUUGGACCUUUUAUCAUUGAAAUAACUACAGAAAACUCCGUAUCCAGUCGCGAAUCGUGGCAUCUGCAAGUUGAAAUGGCGUUGGAUACACUUCUAAGAAUGCAACAGUGGAGUUUGAGUGCAUUGCAUUUUUGCGAUUUAUUGAGCCGAUUUUUGGGUGCAAGCGAAAGCCAUUUCCAUAGAAGCAACGAGUGCAGCCAUAAUUACGGUGGUAUGAUGGAAGAUGAGGUGUCUAUCCACACAGAAACGGAAGUUCGGUCUACAGGAUACGAUCAUGUUGUGAAUGGAAAUAGUGCCGCUCGUGACAUUUUCUGGGAUUUGUUGUCGCACACGGAGCUUAGCGUACCACUCGAGCUUCGUCAUUUUGGAUUAGAAAAUGCUAUUCCGUCCCUGUCUAGAUUGGAAGAUUAA
This is a messenger RNA of Penicillium daleae, 1095 nucleotides long. Its product is annotated as fungal specific transcription factor domain-containing protein. Bases 1 to 1095 code for a protein of 364 amino acids. Gene Ontology annotation, biological process: positive regulation of transcription from RNA polymerase II promoter by galactose; DNA-templated transcription. The transcript has 2 exons. The record is from RefSeq and is a predicted model, not a curated record. Gene Ontology annotation, molecular function: RNA polymerase II cis-regulatory region sequence-specific DNA binding; zinc ion binding; DNA-binding transcription factor activity, RNA polymerase II-specific. Gene Ontology annotation, cellular component: nucleus. NCBI's taxonomy places the organism in Eukaryota, Fungi, Ascomycota, Eurotiomycetes, Eurotiales, Aspergillaceae.